AUGUCCAGAGCCUCUGUCGUCGCCCUGACCGAAGAACUGCGCCCAUAUAUCGAAAAGAAAACAUCCAACAUGAGGGCACCGAUUGAUCCACUGAAAAUUGUUGCGUUAAUGCUGUAUUACCUGAGCGAUGGGGGAAGGAUGCGGAAGACUGCUAACGCCUUCGGGGUUUCGCGCCAGGCUUUGUCCCUCAUUAUUAGGCAGACAUGCAGAGCGAUCUCCAUCCACCUGGGUCCAAAAUAUAUCAAGCUGCCUUUUACUGAGCCCGAGACCGCGGAUCUGGUUGAGGGGUUCCAUUGUGCGCAUCGCAUGCCACAAUGUUUAGGAGCAGUGGACGGAACCAACAUCGAAAUCAAGCAGCCAUCUAACAACUCCACUGACUACAUCAAUAGGAAAGGCAGAUAUUCCCUUAAUGUACAGGCCGUCUGUGAUUACAAAUACCGAUUCAUGGAUGUCGUGGUAAAGUGGCCUGGGAUUGUGCAUGAUGCACGGGUCUUUGCUAACUCAAAGCUAAACAUGUACUUGAAAACUGGAAAGAUCCCUGCUCUGAGAAAACAGAUUGUGGAUGAGGAGGAGGCCAUACCAAUGUAUCUUCUUGGGGAUCCAGCCUACCCGCUGCUGCCGUACCUGAUGAAGGAAUAUGCAACCGGUGGCUCCACAGUUCAGGAACAGUACUUUGGGCUAACUUUGUGUAUGGUCAUUGAGUGUGCUUUUGGUCGCCUCAAGGCCAGAUUUGCUGCACUCAGAAGGCCUAUGGACAUAAACAUGGAUGAACUGCCCCAUGUCAUUUACUCCUGCUUUGUCCUCCACAAUUUUUGUGAGGCCAGUAAGGAGGCUGUGGAUGAUCAAUCUGUGGUGGGAAUAAUUCAAGGUGAAAGGGAUGUACAGCCUCCCACACAGAGCAAUAGGUAUCUCACUGACUGUAAUGAGGGGGAGGGAAAGAGAGUGAGGAGAGUGCUUACGGCUUACAUUGACCCUUAG
Messenger RNA from Gymnodraco acuticeps, 978 nucleotides. RefSeq names its product putative nuclease HARBI1. The record is from RefSeq and is a predicted model, not a curated record. The transcript has a single exon. Lineage: Eukaryota; Metazoa; Chordata; Actinopteri; Perciformes; Bathydraconidae. The coding region runs from base 1 to 978 and encodes 325 amino acids.